This is a messenger RNA of Podarcis raffonei (Aeolian wall lizard), 971 nucleotides long. Its product is annotated as putative methyltransferase-like protein 7A. The record is from RefSeq and is a predicted model, not a curated record. The transcript has 2 exons. NCBI's taxonomy places the organism in Eukaryota, Metazoa, Chordata, Lepidosauria, Squamata, Lacertidae. Gene Ontology annotation, molecular function: S-adenosylmethionine-dependent methyltransferase activity. The coding region runs from base 202 to 942 and encodes 246 amino acids.
AGCCAGUGUGGUCACUGCCAAGGGCUCUGGCAGCUGUACCUUUAACAUAUAUCAAGCUAUUCCUGGAACUUGGUUGCUUCAUUUUAACUGGCUAGUUAUUUAGGACUGGAAGCUGCAGAUAAAAACAAGCCCCACCCUUGAGACUCUGCGACUGACUUUCUCUUCUCCUCUGACUUUGCUGUUUUCUGCCCUCCAGCUAACAUGGAAGCAACAUGCCUAGUUGUCCUGCUCAGGUUAUGCGUCCAGAUAUUAGCCUUUCCUGCUUACUUGCUGUGGUAUCUGGGUAUCUGGGAACCCCUUUGCAAGAAGUUAUUCCCCUACUUCAUGGCUGUGGUGACCAUCUGUUAUAAUAAGCACAUGUCUGACAAGAAAAAGGAAAUGUUCAGCAACCUGAAGGACUUUGCCAGUCCCACCGGGGCCCUCACACUGUUGGAGAUUGGUGCGGGAACUGGCUCCAACUUUCAGUUCUACCCUGCGGGAUGCAAAAUCAUAUGCACUGAUCCGAACCCCAACUUCCAGAAGUUUCUUGACAAGAGCCUGGCUGAAAAUCCACACGUGCAGGUGGAACGCUGUUUGGUGGCUCCGGCUGAGGACCUGCACCAGGUACCAGAUGCAUCGGUGGAUGUGGUGGUUUCAACGCUGGUGCUAUGCUCUGUGAAGAGCCCAGAGCAAGUUAUGAAAGAAGUCCUACGGGUGCUGAGACCGGGUGGCGCUUUCUACUUCCUAGAACACGUUGCAGGUGCUCCUUCCAGCUGGACUCUUUUCUGGCAGCAGAUCUAUGAUCCAACUUGGAUAUGUCUGUUUGACGGGUGCCACUUGGCCAGAGAAACCUGGAACGACCUGGAAAAAGCUGGCUUCUCAGAGCUGAAGCUACGGCACAUACAUGCUCCUUUAAAAUGGCACCCUACUAGGCCGCAUAUCAUAGGUUAUGCUGUAAAGUAGCUUGGAAAUAAAUUUCUGAACAAGAUCUC